Messenger RNA from Caenorhabditis auriculariae, 6343 nucleotides. Lineage: Eukaryota; Metazoa; Nematoda; Chromadorea; Rhabditida; Rhabditidae. The record is from the annotation of a GenBank genome assembly.
AUGUUGGUCACGAUUAUUCCAAGUGUGGAUUGUUGCAACGAAGUGAAAGUUUACAGAGCGAUCGAUAUCGCUAUGCGACAGGAAAUACAACGCCCAGAUAAGAUCACAGAAGAAAACUCUGGGCAGGAAAAAUAUGUGAGUCAGAUUUUCAAUAUCAGUAAUUGACUGAAAGAUAAGUGUGACCUCUGAUUGACUCACUUUUUUGAAAGACAUGGAAGGAUCAAGAAACUAUGGAAAAAAUAAGCAAUAAUUAAUCUUCAGUGUAACAUCCGUUAAGAAAAAAACCUUUUUCAAAUUAAAUAAUUCCUAAGCCACCCGGGCCAGCGAUUAAACGAAAAGUUAAGAGUAAAUUCAUUAUUUUUCGAAAAAUGUAUGAAAAAAAUAAGCAAUAAUUAAUCCAAAAUCAAACGAAAAACGAAUAGAAAGAAAUGUAGGAACGCGGUUGUUGUGGAAAAACGUUUAGUUUCUUUUUCGCGGGAAAGAGGCGGUGAAAAGAGACAGAUGGACGCUUCUGGCAAAUGGGAUAGUUCUGAAGGCGACUGGAUGCAUGUCUAAUUUCGUGAGGGUUCAUGGUCUCUGAACGAAUGAAAUAUGUGUGUUUUGCGGGCCAUAUUGAUCACCACAAACACAGGGAAAGUUGCGCGCAACGAUGUUCCACCAGUACACCUCCCUCUUCCAGCUGUCCUUGCUUUUCUCUCCCUCUCUAUUUUCUUUUCUCGUCUUGUUCGAGGGAAACCGGAUCGGAAUAGAGAUGACAAAAUUGUUUUAGCUUUCCGAAAGUUUCUGUUUCAAUUUUCAGAAUGAAAAAAAUAGAACAAAACAGAAGAAGAAGAAAAAACCUAAAAGAAAUCUUUAUCGUUAUCUCUUAGUUUAUCAAGAAAAAAAGGCUGCGUCUUAUGCAGCUUGCAAGCCAACGAAUUAUAAACAUAUUCUCACUAAGUUACUUUUUUCUUUUUGUGAAUUUCAAAGUUUCAUGAUUUUUUUUUCUGUCUAGCAGUCAUUAGUAAAUUAAAAAUUAAUUUUUGAUCACUGCAGAUGAAAUCUUCGAAAUGGGACCACUACACUGACCACUACAAUGGGAAGCCGGUUGUUGAGACUCCGACCAAAUGUUUUGCAGUUUCAUCGAUCCGAGAUCUUUUUAUUGCAGUUUUCUUGCCACAAGGUGCGCAUAUACUUUUUGAAAGUCUUAAAAUUGAUCUUGGCUGCAAUGAAAGCGCUUACCCGAAUCAGGGAGAAAAUUUGAAAAUUUAAGCUGAGUAAGGUGACCGCCAAGUGCAUAAUUGAGUGGAGACGCCGUCUGCACGCAAUUUAGCGCACCUUUUAGCCAUCUGCAUCUUGAAAAAGAAUUCUCUGAGCGGAAAAAGUGAAAAUUUUUUUUGUAAAAUGGAAUACAUAAUUCUUUAAAAUCGAAAUAAAACUAUCAAAAAGGGGCGUUUGUCAAGAAGUUAUAGCUGAUUCACGGCUGGCUGGAGCCAUCGAGAAAAUGGUCUUGACACGAUAACGCACGAGACAGCGCCUGGCUCGUAGAGAUCGCAGACAGGCCACGCUCCCUUAGCGUCCCAAGCUGGCCAUGAAUCAGCUAUAAUAUUUCUUUUUUUUCAUGUUUCGUGAGAUAUUGAGAAUCUAAAAUAAGAGACGACGAACUUGACUUAUUUGGAAGGCCAAUCGUCCUCUAAUGAGCGGCUUUAAGGUUUUCCGGGAAGCGUGAGCCGAGACUACGUCGACUACCAGAUUUGGGACACGCUUCAGGCUCUCUGCAGCUCCCUGACCGGAGCCUUGGCGACUGAAGCCGUGCUGACCGGAGCCGGAGUCGGUAGAGAGGUUGGAUGAGCACAUCUGAUGGCGGAACAAACGUAGAACUUCAGACUUCGACGCCUCUGGCUGCCGCCAUGACAUGGCUUAUAAAAGAUGGGCUCGGAAUGAUCGGACGCAUAACAUUCUCCUACUUCAAAGGUACGUUGCGGAACAACUGUUUGGAAAUUUAUUAAAGAAGAAAGAAAGACGUUUUUCUUACGUUCUUUUUCCAAAUGGGAAGGGCGCAACUGGUCUAACAGUAACUAACAUAAAAAAAGUUUUAUAGGUUCAAAUUUCAUGAAAAGCAGUUUAAAUUCGAUUCUCUCGAAUUCCAUAAAAUAACAUCACAAACGUUCAAACUUAAUUUUUAGGGCUUGAUUUUGAGUUUUAUUCUGUAAAAGUCCUUACCAGAGUUCAAAAUAAAAGAAAGCUAUAUUAUUCAGAAAAUAGGAUGUAAGAGUAAUCGUGUUUUCUAAUUUUUGCUUUAAUCUAAAAUACAAUAGCAACAGAUUCAACGAUAGGUUGAAAACUCCUUCGCAAAAAUGGCUACGAAAUAAUCAAAAAACAUAGUAAUUUGCAAGACUAAGUACAAUUUCUUAAAAAAAUAUUAGAUUUAUUUAAACUAAAUAUUCAUAAUAAUUAUUCAGAAGAUGAUUUAAAUUGGACUCACUGCAUCAUAACUAUAUUUUGCUGUACCUCUGACCACAGAUCCCGUUUUUCUUGUACUCUCUAGCAAGCCUCCUCCAUUCAUCCUUAUGUUAUUUUCAUCCUUUUUUUUAUUUUUCUCAUUAUUUUCUUUAAAUUCAUCGCGUCAAGUUGUGAUUGUUUAAGUAAGUAGUCAUAACUUCAAAAAAAAAAUUUAAAAACACUAGUAAUGGUAGAUGAUAUUGAAAUGUUCAAAAUUAUUUUUUUGGAACAGUGGCCUUUAAUGGAAUGUUGAACUAAUGAUAUUACUGAGAUAAGACGGGAAACGUGAAAAGAAAGCUUUUUUGCGUUGGAUUUCGAGACGAAAUGAGGAAAAGCUCCCUUGACUGCUGUCAAUUCCAAAAAGUCGGUCGGCUGGGGAAUAACACAGAUGGCUUCCAUUUUUCUAAGCUUCUUUUUCUCAGGACCGUUUGCGAGCAAAAAAAGUUUGGAGAAUUGGCUUUAUGAGUCAGAGGCAGCUUUUUCACAUGAUGUAAUGACUGAGGCUUUCUUUAAAAGUUCGACUUGUCAAGUGACAUUUUUUGAAAAAAAAAAAACUUUGAAGAUCGACUUUCAUAUCUCUUCUUACUAUGCCAUAAUAAUCUGUGUAAAAAGCAAUUCACUGAUGGAAAGGAAGCAAAAAUAAAGUUGAGGCUCGGCGUUGGACUAUGACUGCAAAAAAUGGAGACUCGUUGCGGAUAUCCUCAACGACGCCUCCUUCUUCAUCGAUCUACUCAAUACAAUUCUGACUGGAAUAUUCCUUCCUUUGGCCUGCAUUUCUUCUGUGUUUAGGCUUGUGUUCUAAGAGAAUGUUUCAAUCGAUGAGGCAGUUUGCAGAUGCAUCGUUGGAGUGGCAGGAGGCGCCACUCGGGCUACAAUCGUCCAGCAUCAGGUAUCCUUUCUGUGCAAUCGGUAGUCUUCAAAAAAAAAAGAAGAUAUCUGAGUCCGCAUUUUCGGGGGAAAGAGAAGGAUUUUCCUCGGUAACAUUUAGCCGUAUGCAACAAAUUAUAAAAUGUGUUUGUCUCCCAUUUUAUUUGGGGAAACCAUUUUCCAACUCGAUAGUCGGUAAAUGUCACGAAAAAUGGUUCGCCAAAUGAACUUUUCAUCUAUUUUUCGAGUUUUUUUUUUGUCAGUAUUUGUUAGAUAAGAACGGUAGACAUAUUAACUCAAAAAAUCUUAGGCUUUUUUGUGAAAAGGUUAACAAAUAUAUUUUUUUUCGGUGAUUAUGCUCGUACAAAAUCAAAUUUAUUUUAAACCGUUUUAUCAGCUACGUUAUCAUUUGAUAGAGAAAAUUCAUGAAACGAUUUCAACGUAUUUACGUAAAAGCAUGCUAAACCGGCCUUCCGAAGAUAACAGGACCUUUUUUCAGUUAAUAAUUUAAGGAGGUUGCCAGUGAUGCGUUUGAAACUCUGCUCCACAAGGGCAGAUUCUCACAAUUGUGUUUAGUUUAACAUCCUACAUCGACAUUAACAAAACUAUGAAAAAAUUAUUGAACAAUGAUCGAAACGGGAAAAUUGCACCGACGCCAUAUCUUUAUUAGCAAAUGGGAGCAUUUUCCUCGGCGAAAGUUUAUUGUAUACGGCCUCUGGAAUUGGAGAAAAAUUUAGUUUUUAGUUUCGAAAAGUUUUCAACUGCAUGAAAAAAACGUUUUGAUUAGGCCCAGAGAAAUAACCUUGCCGAUGUGGCCGCCAAAGACGGAAGUCAGGAGACGUUGGUGAAUGUGGUCGCGCUUCUCACCUCGCUUCUUCUUCUUCCGAUUAUCAGUGGAAAUGUGACCUUGGUCUGGAGUCUAUUUCUUGUGAGUUCGAAAUUAUCCAAUUUUUGGCCAGCGCCCACGGUCUUUAUCGAGUCGUCGCUCUCUAAAAUCCAAAAAACUGAGUUUUUUGGGACUUAGUUUUCUAAACGUGAAUCUGUAAGUAGAGACUGCAAAACAAACUUUCGAAAUCAUAAUGAGAAAUUGUGAGUUAAAAUUUUAGCUCAUGAGAUAUAGGACACGAAAGCAAAAAGAAAAACGAAAAUUUUUGAGAAAAACAGGGGAAAAAUCAUUUUUACUGGAUGAGUUUUGUGCAGUAACUUCGUUCAGAGUCGAUCUUUUCCCAAGAUCUCUUCUUUUAGAAGUUGUCGGGACUAUGGGCUACACGGCCAUAAGAAAAUCAUUAAAAUCUAAUGGUUUCUAGAAAAACUGCGGUCCCUGAGUAUAUCAGUUGAAAGAAGAAGCUUUACUCUACAUAUUCACCAAUUUUCACUUUUUUUUUUUUGAUUCAGUAUUCCGUUCAAACCAAACAAAAACGAAAAAAAAACGGCAACUUUAAUAUCGCCAAAAGGGGCGGGGCUUCUCUAUCUGUAAGUGUCGGAAUGAUAGGAUUUAACCUCCAAAGUUGGAUUGAAAAAAGAAUUGUUAUUGAUCAAGUUCGAAAAAAUGUUGUUUUUUGUUUUAAAAGUUUCAGACAGCACUCGAAAAGUUUAGAGUCUUCCGAAGUUUUGAAAAAUUAUAAAGUUUCGAGUAAAAGGAACACGUUGCCAGAAACGUGGGACGCUUCAUAUAUUAUAACUUUUUUCUCGAAACUUCUAUUCAGUUCAGAGAAGGCUCUUUGUUGAAUUAUGGAAUAAAUGAAGAGGUUUUUCUGACCGCCUCCGAAACUGUCGUUGAUAGCGCAUACGUCACAGCUCCUUUUUUACAAGUUCAUAAGUUCCAGAUAUUCACCAUUUCUCACAUCUAUGCAAACUACCGAGCCGUUCGAUCUUUGAACAUCACAACUCUGAACAAGAAAAGAGCAACAAUAACGAUAAGGUAGGGAAAAAUUCUCGAAAGUUGACAUGAACAGGUCAUUCAUUCAAGAGAGUUCAUGAAAACCGGCUUCGUUCCGACUGUGAAGACGUGCAACGAACAGGAGCCGUUGUUCUACGACCCCACUGGACGUCGUCAUCUCGGCGUGAAGUUGUCGAGUCUUCCGAAGCACCUCCCGAAGUUCGAAGACGACUUUCACGUCAUAGCGGUGGACGCCAGGAAGAACGAGGCGUGGGUCGCUCUCCGGAACGGCUCACCGAACACGUCCUCACGACAACAACUAUACGCCUUUUUCUCAGCGGAGUACCACAUCAGAGGGGAAGCCGCCAACGACUCAAUUUUCGGAGAUUUCUUAAUCCAGCUCCAGAAGCAGGGCUAUCAAACCGACGUUCAUUAUCUAGGUUUCGAUGUCUGGUCUUAUGAGCCGAAAAAAUACCUUUGAUUGUAAAUUUGUCAUGUGUCGUCAAUUUGUCACUGUCAUUUUCGGGCCAAUUUUGAGUAAAAAAUGAAAUUUUGAAGUGACGGUCAACCUGAAAUCCUUUCUAGUAUAAACAAUACUAGAUUUCUAUAUAGUCAAUUUUUCACGACUUGAGAGGCGAAGACGCGUAGCGUGUGCGUUCGUGGUUCUUGGCACGAGUUCAAUUCAAGUGCCAGCGACUAUUUGGAAAACCUUUUGUCGCUUUUUCAUUUCUUUUUCAAUUCUCUAUAGAUUGUUUUGAUUUGUACGUUAAAAUUAGUAAAUAAGCACAAAAAGAGCGCUUGAGUUGAACUCGUGCCAAAAACCGCGUACGCACACGCUACGCGUCCCGCCUUCGUCACCUUUCAAGCCGGGAUGGAUUAUUGGGAUGGACUAUAUCAGCAUUAUGCGAGCAACUGCAUUAUAGUAUUAUGAUUUCAUUUCAUUUUAUGUGCAUGGCACGAGUUCAGUUCAAGUGCCAGCGUCAAUGGCGUCGAGUACUGUCCGAAAACGACUGUCACGUCCUCGCGGUGGACGCCAGAAUGAGCGAGGCGUGGAUCGUUCUCAGGCACGACUCACCGAACACGCUUUCACGACAACAGCUUUACGCCUUUUUCUAA